UUUUGUGGUUUAACGAUAUACACACAGGCACUUACACACUUUGGUAUUAUGUUUUUGUGGUGAACCAAAAUCCUUUCUUCAUGCUUUUUAUUUUUCCUGUGGAAGGCAUCACCUAUUGCACAUUUAAAAGUGUUAUGUCCCAUUCAGUUGUAAUACAGCAUUGAAUAUUGUUUAUUUUAAGUACUUCAUUUCAAUUGUGUUAAAGUUUCAGAUAAUGUAGCAAUGCCUGGAUGGCUCAGUUGGUUAAGCGUCUGACUUUGGUUCAGGUCACGAUCUUGCAGCUGGUGAGUUUGAGCCCCACUCUGUGCUGACAGCUCAGAGACUGGAACCUGCUUCAGAUUCUGUGUGUCUUUCUCUCUUUGCCCCUCCCCUGUUCAUGUUCUGUGUUUCUCUCAAAAAUAAACAUUAAAGUUUCAGAUAAUGUAUUUUCAGAUAGAAUUUGACCUACUUUCAUGUUUUUUCUGUUCCAAAUUGUUUUGGCUAUAGCCCCACCCAAAAUCAAAAUUGACACAAAAUUGACUUUUAAGAUAAUUCUCAGUUUGUAUGUGAAUACAUAAAAUUUAAAUUUAAAUUUAAAAAUGUAAAUUUUUAAAAAUUUAAAACUUUUACAUUUCGAUUGCACCGAAUUUCUGUAGUCACUGAGAUUUUUAUGUCAUGAUGUCCUCUAGGUUAAGAAUUGGUUUGGCAGCUUUACUCCUGUCAUAUUAUGUCCUCAAAAAGUUUUAAAGACAUUUUUAUGUGGGUCUACAAAAUUAUUUCAAAUGGAAGCCAUAAUAUUUUGCUGUUGUAAGUAGACUUUGUGUGUGUGUGUGUGUGUGUGUGUGUGUGUGUGUGUUUGCUUAGUUUUUAAAUUAUAUUAACUAAGCAGUAUUGAUUUCAGUAUAUUAAGAAUAGCUUUGUCUACUUUUUAAAAUAUUUGUAUUAAGUAUGAUCAUUGAAAAGGCUUCUGUUUUUUGGAAUUUGAAAUCCUGUCUUCAAAGAACAGCUCCUGUUCCAGUUCUUUGGCUCUUCUCUUUCUCUCUUUUACUUGCCCUGAAUCCAGCGUCCUGUGCAGUGGUGAAUGGCUGCAGCCCUCACCAGCCCUCCUUUCUCAGCCUUCACUUUAGUGAGACUGCUUCUUUCUCUGAUGCUGAAUAUGUUUGCUGAGCUUUUCUUGAUUAGCAAGAAUUAUUCCCCCCUAUUUGACAUGAUUUUUAAAGAUUUGAAAUUAUUUUGAAAAGUCAUAUGUUUUUCUAAGGGUCUAUUGAUGUGAUCUAAUUAUUGGGGUAUUUAAAAUUAUUUAAUGAAGGUAAUAUGUUUUCUGGUAUUGAAGCAUUCAUUAUUGCAAUAAACUACACUUGACAAUGUUGUAUAAGUGCUUUGGGAGAAAUCACAAAUCCAUUGUAUGGAUGGAAUCUGAUAUAUAUAGUUUAUGUAUUAAAAUUGGCUGAUGGCAUUGUUCUUCUUUGUGAAUGAAUAUUCAUAACAUUUUCUUGGAAAUUAACCAAUUUCUCCUAUAUUUACAAUAACAAUAUAAUUCCUGUUUUUCUUACAUUUAAGUUACUGCUUUUAAAUGAAUACAUGGUCUAUUUUAUUUGCCAGUGUUAUUUUUUUCAUAAGUCCUCUGUAAUUGCUUGAUUUCACUGUGCAGACUUUUUAUUAAUUUCUGUCAAAUUUGUUUUCUUCAUUUCAUUCUUUAUUUACUCUUUUUAUUCUUCUUUUAUAAAUAUGUGGUUUAUUUGUGAACAUCUGAAAACUGAAAAGUCUUCUUUUUUCUUCUCUUGGUUUAUAAGUGUUUUUAAACUCACUGAAGGUUUUGGCUUUAACUCUUCUCCAGAGGCUUAAAAUGUCCAGCAGUUCUUGCUUGCUUUACACUGUGGCCAACCAAAUGCAAAGGUUACAUCUCUAAGAAGAUAUCUUCAGGUUGUAUGGUAACAUAGUGUUGCAACUUAAUAGUUAUGUCUUCAUUGUAUUUUAAAUGCAUUCAAGGAGGAAAAUUUUUUUAAGUACAUACACAGCCUGACUCAUGAUUAGCACAAAGUCUGACUCAUAACUAGCGAUCGAUAAUAACUGACACACUUAAAAAUGUAUUAUUUUUAUACUUCCUUUUCUUUUGUUCUCAUAUGCUUUCACUGUCAACACCCUAUGCCAGACAAAUACCUAAGUAUGAAAAUUAAUCAAACUCUUCCUAAUUGCUUUACUGCAUUCUUCAGCAAAGACUAAUUUGCAAACAAAUAUCUGUUCCCAUUUCUUGCUUGCAAUUCUCCAGUGGCUUCCCAUUAGCUUUAAAAAUUGAAAGAAAGACGAGUCCAAUUACAAUGACCUUUGGGCCCUGAAGUCCACCUGCCUGCCACCAUCUCAGGCUUAUCCCAUUGCUCGGCUGCCUGCCAGUAUGUUCUCCUUCCCUGGGCACCCUGGGCACUGCAGUGUGUCUGCAGUGUUACGCUUGCUCCCUCAUGAGGGUGGGGAGGGUGCAGGUACAGGGGUGAGCUUAUUUGUAUCUCUGCUGAACUUUCUAAUGCUUUCCCAAGUAAAAUUUUAAGGUAUCAGAUAAAUGAUAUGUGCAUUUUAAGAGUGUUUCCCCACUUCCGCAAAUGAAAUGUUUUAGUAUAUGUAUAUAGAAUAUCCUUGUCAUUAUUUCUUUAAAAAUCUCUAGUUCUAAACUAGACAACUCCCCAAGAACAGAUGAUCUCUGUGCUUUAUUCGUCCAUGUAAUUUCAUUGUUUGGUAUAGUCUUUGACUUGAAACAUAUUUAUUUAAAAAUUUUUUAAAAUUUAGUUAUUUUGAAAGAGAGAGAGACAGCAUGAGUGGGGGAGGGGCAGAGAGAGAGGGAGACAAAGAAUCUGAGGCAGGCUCCAGGCUCUGAGAUGUCAGCACAGAGCUGGACGCAGGGCUCGAACUCACAAACUGUGAGAUCAUGAUCUGAGCGAAAGCUGGAUGCUUAACUGACUGAGCCACCCAGGUGCCCCUUGAAACAUAUAUUUAUUAAUGACAAAAGGAGAUCAUCACUUUUUUUCUCAAAGACUCAGAUGUUGCAGUAAAUAGGUUGAAAAGACAGAACAUAUCAAAGAUACAUGAAAAUCAAAACAUUCGUCAACUAAUGGUUUUCUACUAAAAUAUACUAAAGAUCUUUUGCUGUCAGAAGAUUAAAAUGUUUAGAAAACCACAAAGUAUUUCUUUUCUUAAUUUUUUUUAAUGUUUAUUUAUUUUGGGGAGACAGAGUACAAGCAGGGGAGGGGCAGAGAAAGAGGGAGACACAGAAUCUGAAGCAGGCUCCAGGCUCCCAGCUGUCAGCACAAAGCCCAAAGUGGGGCUUGAACCCACAAAGUGCAGGAUCAUGACCUGGGCUGAAGUCGGGCGCUCAACCGACUGAGCCACCCAGGCGCCCGUACAACAAAGUAUUUCUUAUGGCAUCCUACCUGAAAGGAAAAUACAUUGCAUGAUUUUUCCUCCAAAAUAAUAUAUUCUAUUAGGAAUGUCUUAAUAUCUUAAAAUUUUUAUUCCUUUGCCAUCAGUUUAAAAUAUAUACUAUUUAGAGACAGUAGAAAUUCCAUGGUUGUCAGAGGGUGAGGGUGGGGAAGAGGAAUGGGAGUGGUUUAAUGGGAACAAGGUUUCAGGUUUAGAAGAUGGAAAGAGUUGUGGAGAUAGAUGGUGGUGAUGUUACACAACAUUAUGAAUGUAUUUAACACUACUGGAUCAUACACUUGAAAAUGAUUAGAAUGAGGGGCACUUGGACUGGAGCGGAGCUCAGUCAGUGGAACGUGUGACUCUUGAUCUCAGGGUUGUAAGUUCAAGCCCCACGUUGGGUGUAAAGAUUAUUUAAAAAUCUUAAAAAAACCAUGAUUAGAAUGGUAAAUGUUGUAUGAAUUUUACCACAAUAAAAUAAAAUAGAAAAAUAUCCUACUUAUAGUAAAAUCAAUUCUUACAGUGAUUGUUCACUCUGGAAAUAAAACAUCAAGUUAUAGAAUUCAUUUACUUAGUGGAAAAAUCUCAUUUUUGGAAAGUGGGGGGAGAAGUCAAAGAGUUCAAAGGCAUGGAGAAGAUUUGAAAUAUUUAAGGAACAUGGAAGACUUACUAGUUACCAAACAAGAACAGUGUUGCCAGAUAUAUGUGGAUGCCACUGUGAGUUGUGACUUCACAUACAGAGAAGGGUCAGUAUUCUAAUGCUGUGCUGCCAGAUACAGUCAUGGAACAGGCAGGUAUUUGGAGUCCCUUUCUGUUGGGGCCUUGAUGAGCAGAUAUAAUGAAAAAGACAUAAAUGACGUUAGUCUGGGCAAAUAUCUAUCGAAAUGGGUGACAGAAUUAAACUGGGCAGUACCAAUGAGGAGGGCUGGAGGCUAACAUUUAGGAAUUCUGGCAGUGCCAUGGUUCUUACGUGGUAGAAAACAUGGACACAGGGACAAAUUUUAUGAAAAAAAAACGAGAGUAAGAUAAAAACAGGGUGGCACCUCUGAUCAUUAAUGUUAGGGGUACUAUUCCAGGUAAAAUCUGGGUGGGAUGUGUAACCCUUAAAGAAUCUGAUAUUAGGAGGCAGGAAAGGAAAAUUCAAAUUCUACCUAUACCACUUUCUAAAAUAUGCUUAUGUCUAUGUAUAUGCUGGUGUGUGUGUAGUUGUGUCCUAUGACUAAAGUUUCCUGGACUGAUGAUGAUGGCAUUGAUUAAUAAUAACAAAACCAUAACUAGCAGAAUUAUUUUGAGAAAUAAAUGAACAACUGUAUGUAAAUUUCCAAGCACAAAGUCACAUAAACUAAAACUAUUGUUAUCUUGUCUUGAUGUGAGAUACAAAUGGGUGAGUUGAACCCACUUAUGUUUAUGACUUAUUAUUAUCAUUUCUCCAUGAAAUAUACUUACUUACUAUGGAUGUUUUAGGGGGAGGAUUUACAAUUUAUAAAUGUUUUCAGAGAUAUACACAUACAGAAAAUCAAACCAUGAAAUUCAGGAAAGUUGUAUCUAAUGCAGAUUUCAGUGAACAAUUUUCUAAAACUUUAGUUGGAGUAAAUAAAUGCCCUCCAAAAAUCCUUUCAUUGUAUAAUUUCUGGGAGUACUACCCUGUAAAGAUUGUUAGACAUGACAAUAAUGCCAUAACCCACAUGUUCCUACAGUUUUCUGAUGCAGGGGAUUUUAAGGGUUAAAUAUGUGGCAUGGGUGUCAUUGAUCCUCAAAAUGAAGUAAGUCACUGAAUUGAUUAACCUUACCAUAAAAUGCAUUCUUGUUGUUGUUUCAUAACCAAACCCAUUCAGAACAAAUCGAAAGGUAAAUGUUGAGGGAGCGAUGUUACUGGAGACCCUUCUUGGAGGAGACCAUGAUUGAUACGGAAUUCAGAGGGCUGAGGGCAGGGAAGAAUAGGAAUGGAGUGAGAUACCAGAGGGCUGAGGAACCAAGGAAAGUGCUAGUCAGUACACAAACUAAUCCCUCAGCCUGAGAACUUUCACAAGGGUUCCACAUAUGCCAGAAAUCCUAUUUUGUAAUCAGGAGGAAGUGGGUUUUCACAUUCUUCCUAAAUUGAGGGUACUUCUAUCUUCUCUCCAAGCAACAAGAGUCAGAGCCUUAACUUUUUCCCUGGUAGUGGAGAGCCAUCCCCCUGCAACCCCAUUUCCUUUGGAGUACAGUGCAUGUUUCUGUCGUUUGUGCUGGGGAUCACUUCCAGGUAAAGAACUGGGGCUUCAUAACAAGUGGGUAUGGAAAAUGUGGGCAGCUGGAGUUUCAUGGCUCCUUUCUCCUUCCUCAGCUUUGCCUCCUGUUGCUUGGACUAUAUGAGUGAAAACCCAGAAGACAGAAUGGAAUCACAAGAAUCAGUGACCUUUGCGGAUGUAGCUGUAGACUUUACCCAGGAAGAGUGGACCCUACUGGACUGGUCCCAGAGAAAACUCUUCAGAGAUGUCAUGCUGGAGAACAUAAGUCAUCUAGUCUCAGUUGGCAAACAACUCUACAAAUUAGAUACAAUUUUCCACUUGGAACAAGGAGAGCAACUUUCCACAGAAGGGAUAGGUUUGCUGCAAUGCCAGAGUCUAGAUAGGGAAGAUGAUCUUAAAAAACAAGAAAUAAUAUUCAUGCAACAUAUCUACAAGAAGGACACGACAUUAAUCAGUGCAAUGAAAUCUCACACCCAAGAAGAUCCUUUUGAAUGCAAUGAUUUGGGAGAAAAUUUUACUGAAAUAUUAACUUGGACUCAAUAUGUGGUACCUAAAAUGGGAAAGAAUCCCUAUAUCGGCAACAAAUGUGGACAAGACAGCAGUUACUUGACAUCCAUUAAUAUACAUAAGCAGAGUCAUGCUACAAGUAAACCAUAUGAAUGUCAUCAAGGUGGGAAUGCCUUUAUUCAAAGCUCUGCCCUUAGACAACCCAAUAAUACUCAAAAUGGAGAGAAAACAUUUGAAUGUCAUGAAUGUGGGAAAGCUUUUGGAAAAAGCUCUAACCUUAGGCGACAUGAGCUGAUUCACACUGGAGUGAAACCUCAUGGAUGUCAUCUAUGUGGGAAGGCCUUCACUCAUUGUUCUGACCUUAGAAAACAUGAGAGAAUUCACACUGGAGAGAAAUCAUAUGGAUGUCAUCUGUGUGGGAAAGCCUUCAGUAAGAGUUAUAACCUUAGGCGACAUGAGAUGAUUCACACUAGAAAAAAACCUCAUGAAUGUCAUCUAUGUGGGAAAGCCUUCACUCAUUGUUCUGACCUUAACAAACAUGAAAGAACUCACUUUGGAGAGAAACCAUAUGGAUGCCAUCUAUGUGGGAAGACAUUCAGUAAAACAUCUUACCUUAGACAACAUGAGCGAACUCAUAAUGGACAGAAACCGUAUGAAUGUCACCUCUGUGGGAAGGCAUUCACUCAUUGUUCUCACCUUAGAAAACAUGAGAGAACUCACACUGGAGAGAAACCAUAUGAAUGUCAUCUAUGUGGGAAAGCCUUCACUGAAUCUUCUGUCCUUAGACGACAUGAGAGAACCCACACUGGAGAGAAACCGUAUGAAUGUCAUCUGUGUUGGAAAGCCUUCACUGACUCAUCUGUCCUUAAACGACAUGAGAGAACUCACACUGGGGAGAAACCAUAUGAAUGUCACCUAUGUGGGAAAGCUUUCAAUCACUCUUCUGUCCUUAGACGACAUGAGAGAACUCACACUGGUGAGAAACCAUACGAAUGCAAUGUAUGUGGGAAAGCCUUCAAUAGAAGCUAUAACUUUAGACUGCAUAAGAGAAUCCACACUGGAGAAAAACCAUAUAAAUGUUAUGUAUGUGGGAAAGCCUUCAGUAAAUAUUUUAACCUUAGACAACACGAGAAAACACAUGUAAAGGUAAUAAAUGCAGAAGAUUCACCACCUAUAGCUUCAAACUAUAAACACACUUGAGGGCCCAAACACCUAAGAAACACUUUGUAAUACGUAUGGGAGAGCCUUUAUUCAUCCUUAUGACUUCACUCAACUGAAGUUAAUCCAAAAUGGGAGAGAAUCCAUAUAUGGGCCAUCUGUAUGACAAAGCCUUUAGAUAAUGGACUGACCUGGGAGUCAAUAUAUGACCUGGGAGAAUGUAAAUGAAGUGAGUGUGGAAGAAUUUUCAUCCACAGUUCUGUUAAAGUGGAGAAGUCACAUGUCAGAGAUAAAUCUGUGUCAGUAAUCAAUGUAGACAUACUUUUCAUUUAUCCUUUAAAUAAAUUGCACAGGGAGGAUUCUAGAUCAGUAAUCACUUUGUACUCAUUCAAUUGAGCAACACACUUGCAUGCAGAAGAAAACUCAGUGAUGUGUAUCUGCUAAACCAAGAAAUAAGUGGGAAAGAAUCAUUACUGGGAAGAUGAAAAUUUUGUUGCCAAAUGGUUUUGUUCAGUGAGAACUAGGACACGAAAGUGGCUGAAGACAUUUUGGAGUAUCCUAUUUCCUGAGUGCCUCAUAUACUUACAAUAAUCUCUGUAGUGACAAAAAACACUGGCAAAGCUGAAAACAGAAGUAAAGACAAUCUGACCUUGCCUAUAUCCCCAUCACAACAGCUACAAAUCCACAAAUCACCAAGUAAGAAUGAGACCUGGGAGUCCCAGCACCUCCCACAUGCAAAUGCAGAAAGCUAGGAAAGUAGUUGGUGCUUCUCUACUGCCAGGAUAACAAGAGAAGGCCAAGUCAUUAGUACUCAUUUGAACAUGAUUAGUAAUCCUGCUUCACAAGUAGCAAAAAAGAGAAUGUAGAUGCUUAUUAUUAAUUUAUAAUAUUAUUAUGAGGGAGUAUGCAAUGCCCUUUUCAAUCCCCCACGUUACUUCUGUUCUUUGGUUUGAAUAUUAUAUAUUAUUGUUGUGUCCUCAAACUGACUUUUGUUUUCAGUGUGUAAAGUCUAUUAAACUCCAUUAAUGUCGGAGGACAUAGUUUCUGAAACCUAGAACUACUAAAUUUCUCCAUCUUUUCAUAUUUCUUAUAACUUCUUUUUAGUGUAAUAUAAAAUUUUCCUAACUCCAGUCUCAAGAUACAUGUGGGUUUGUUCAUUUUGUCUUUUUUAUUUUUCCAUUACCUUUCCUGUUUUGCAAUGGUCUGUUUUUUUGUUGUUUUUUUGUUUGUUUGAUUGAUUUCACACGUGGUCUUAAAAAAAGGAAGGGGCUGAAGUUGAUAUUGUUUUACCUAGAGAAGUUUAUUAUUCUCUUACAUCAUUUCUUCCAUUCAGGAAUUGAAAUAGUCAUAAAAACGGGGCACCUGGGUGGCUCAGCUGGUUAAGCAUGCAACUCAGUUUAAGCUCAGGUCAUAAUCUCAGUUUGUGAGUUUGAGCCCCACAUCGGGCUUUGUGCUGACUGCAUGGAGUCUGGUUGGAUUCUCUCUCUUCUGCUUCUCCCCUAUUCAUGCUCGCUCGCUCGCUCUC
Molecule: messenger RNA, 8802 nt
Organism: Acinonyx jubatus (cheetah)
Lineage: Eukaryota; Metazoa; Chordata; Mammalia; Carnivora; Felidae
Gene: ZNF596
Product: zinc finger protein 596
Exons: 5
Coding region: 5658-7319 (553 amino acids)
Biological process (GO): regulation of transcription by RNA polymerase II
Cellular component (GO): nucleus
Molecular function (GO): RNA polymerase II transcription regulatory region sequence-specific DNA binding; DNA-binding transcription factor activity, RNA polymerase II-specific
Source: RefSeq, a predicted model, not a curated record